AUGUCACUGAGAUCCCUCAAAUGGAGCCUCCUGCUGCUGUCCCUCCUGAGCUUCCUCGUGAUGUGGUACCUCAGCCUGCCCCAGUACAAUGUGAUCGAGCGCGUGAACUGGAUGUACUUCUAUGAGUAUGAGCCCAUUUACAGGCAAGACUUUCGCUUCACGCAAGAGCAUCCAAACUGCUCUCAGCAAAACCCAUUUCUUGUCAUCCUGGUGACCUCACACCCCUCCGAUGUGAAAGCCAGGCAGGCCAUUAGAGUUACGUGGGGCGAAAAAAAGUCUUGGUGGGGAUAUGAGGUUCUUACAUUUUUCUUACUAGGCCAACAGGCUGAAAGGGAAGACAAAGUGUUAUCGCUGUCCCUAGAGGACGAGAACCUUCUCUACGGGGACAUAAUACGACAAGAUUUCAUAGACACUUACAAUAACCUGACCUUGAAAACAAUUAUGGCAUUCAGGUGGGUCAAUGAGUUUUGCCCCAAUGCCAAGUACGUCAUGAAAACAGACACGGAUGUCUUCGUCAAUACUGGCAAUUUAGUCAAGUAUCUUGUAAAUUUAAACCAGUCAGAAAAGUUUUUCACCGGUUAUCCUCUCAUUGAUAAUUACUCCUAUAGAGGAUUUUACCAGAAAGCCCAUAUUUCCUAUCAGGAGUAUCCCUUCAAGGUGUUCCCUCCCUACUGCAGUGGGUUUGGUUAUGUGAUGUCCAGAGACUUGGUGCCAAAAAUCUAUGAGAUGAUGAGCCACGUAAAACCCCUCAAGUUUGAAGAUGUUUAUGUGGGGAUCUGUCUGAAUCUAUUGAAAGUGGACAUUCACAUUCCAGAAGACACAAACCUUUUCUUUCUGUAUAGGAUUCACUUGGAUGUCUGUCAGCUCAGACGUGUGAUUGCAGCCCAUGGCUUUUCUUCCAAGGAAAUCAUCACCUUUUGGCAGGUUAUGCUAAGGAACACCACAUGCCAUUAUUAA
Pipistrellus nathusii (Nathusius's pipistrelle) is the source of this 957-nucleotide messenger RNA. Lineage: Eukaryota; Metazoa; Chordata; Mammalia; Chiroptera; Vespertilionidae. The record is from the annotation of a GenBank genome assembly.